Molecule: messenger RNA, 738 nt
Organism: Apis laboriosa (Himalayan honeybee)
Lineage: Eukaryota; Metazoa; Arthropoda; Insecta; Hymenoptera; Apidae
Product: larval cuticle protein A2B-like
Exons: 2
Coding region: 130-609 (159 amino acids)
Cellular component (GO): extracellular matrix
Source: RefSeq, a predicted model, not a curated record
AAAACGAGAGCGAAACUUUUGCUAUUGAAAACAUGUCACGUAUGUAACUUCCAAACUGUUUGCAAUGCAUCAAGAGCUGUGAAGAGCAUCGAUUCACAUACACCCACAAAUGACAACUCUACCUAUAAAAUGUAUAUAUGUACUACCUAUAAAUACGUUUGUCACUUUAAACUGAAGUUAGUUUUCUUCUUGACUUUUCAUUUAGUCAUAGGAUUAUACAAAAUACAAAACAUGGCCAUCAAGCAAAUUAUUUUUGUGUUGGCGAUUGGUGUGAUUGCAACAUGCAAAGGAUCUGCAGUUUCUUUACCAGCAGUACCAGUGGUCAAAUUCGCAUCCGUGAAUUCAGAAUUUAAUUAUGAUCCUCAUCCGCAAUAUACUUAUGCUUACGAUGUUCAAGAUAGUUUAACAGGCGAUUCCAAAUCCCAGCAAGAAACCAGAAAUGGCGAUAUAGUGAGCGGUAGUUAUAGUUUCAUUGAAGCUGAUGGCACUAGAAGGAUUGUCGAGUAUACGGCGGAUGCUGUGAAUGGAUUCAAUGCAGUUGUCCACAGAGAACCUUUGGCUAUUAUUAAACCUGCCGUAAAGAUUGCUCCAGUGGCUUUUCAUCCUUAGAGAUUUUUAGCAAUUAUUAUUGAUUGUUUAUUACUUUACAAUUUAUAAUUGUUCAAACAAAAGAAGAAUUAUUUUAACGAUAUAAGAAAUUUGUUAAUUUCACAAAACACAGUUUUAGCUUUCAUUGAU